AUGGGGUGGUGCGAGCGUCUCUCUUCUCUUCUCUCUUCUAUUCUCUCUUCUCUCUUGAACUCUCUCUCUCUCUCUCUCUCUCUCUCUCUCUCUUCUCUCUUGAACUCUCUCUCUCUCUCUCUCUUGAACUCUCUCUUCUCUCUUUCUCAUUUUUUUUUUUUUUUGAAAAGGAAACCUUUGAUGAUGAUGUUACGCUGGGCCAAGGGGGUGGCGCGAUUGCCGCGCGCUCGGGCGGUGGCGGUCUCCUUGCGGGGUGUUUCUCGAUACCAGAGCACCCCUGAGCCUGCCAAGCUCGGUUGGGUCCCAGUGGUGCUGAGCGAUCGUUCCUCUGAUGCAGCCAGCCUUGGCGUGCAUGUCACAGGUGCCCUUGCGCCCCAAGCCUUGCUGGAAGAGGCCUCGGCAAAGAGCGAAGGCGAUAAAGACAGUGGCAGCAAUGGCUUCCGUGACCGAACCAUCUCCGAGUACGAAGAUCGCAUCCGCUACUACAGUGAACCCAACAAGGUCUUUCGCUACUUUGCCACCGUCGAAAUUGAUGGGGUCGUCUACAUGCGUCCCGAAGACUUUGUGCGCGCCGUAACCCCCGGCCAACGGCAACCCACUGAACUGGGCCUGGACAUCUUCGAGAAAAAGGGCUCUCACUUUGGCUCUGUCACCUCCUCGAGCGUCAAACGCCCGCUCUUUGCGCACAACGAUCAGGGUGAGCGAAACAUGUCCCACAGCAUAACGCCCAUCAUUUCACAUUUGAUCUCGUCACCAAGCCCCCUCACUCGAUCCUACCGAGCAGGAGAGCUGAACCGAGACAAGGAUGCUGGCUUGAUCUCCUAUGAAGAAUUUUUAUUCCUGUUGACCGCGCUGUCGUCACCGCCGCGCCAGUUUGAGCUGGCCUUUAAGAUGUUUGAUCUUGACGGCAAUGGCGUUGUGGACCUGGUGGAAUUUGCGCAGGUGCAACAGGCUGUCCAGGCCAAGCAUCCUGUCGGCAAGCGCCUUCCCAUGACCGACUGCGGUCUGGUCAACGCGGACGUGCUCCAACGCAGCCCCAUGCUACAGCGGUUUUUUGGCUCCCGUGGCAACAAGAAGCUCACCUUUGAGGCCUUUCGCCAAUUCAUGGAUGAGGUCCAAGAGGACAUUUUGCGCCUUGACUUUAUCCGCUCAAACGCGGGUGCCACGGACGCCCUGGUCAUGUCCCAGGCACGCUUUGCAAGGUUACUUUUGCGAUACACGCGCAUGCGCAACAACGAGGUGGCAGCGCACGUCAGCCGCCUGGACCCCGAAGACAAGACGCCCAUCAAGUAUGAGCAGGCCCACAAAUUUUUCAAGUGCAUGCGCCGAGUGGACGACUUGGAGUUGGCUUUGGCGCUGUAUCACGCCUCUGGCUCGGGUGUGGGUCCCGAAGAGUUGACAAAGGCCAUUCGCGUGGCCACGGAGAUUGAGCUUGAUGCCUCGUUUGUCAAAUUUCUCUUUGAUCUUUUUGACCAAGAUGGCGAUGGGCAGCUCUCCGAGGUGGAGUUUAUCAAGGUGAUGAAGGAUGCUCGCUCGCGCGGGCUCAACAAGACCAAGAACUUGCCCGUGGACCGGCUGUCCGUGGGCUUUAGCGCGCUGCUCACCUGCUUGAAGCAGCAGGUCGCAGCGGGCAUGUCUGAGCUGCGCCAAGCUUCCUCUUAGAGUGCUAAAGGCCAGCUAUAGCGAGCACGUCUAACCGCAUCAAUCUUGGCAAGAGCCUUUCACAGCAAGACGCACAGCAGCGUUUGAAACCGCUCAGACUCGGUUGUCGGUCCAUCCAGGCGCAUGUUC
This is a messenger RNA of Monosiga brevicollis MX1, 1791 nucleotides long. RefSeq lists its product as uncharacterized. Gene Ontology annotation, biological process: mitochondrial calcium ion homeostasis; calcium import into the mitochondrion. Gene Ontology annotation, molecular function: calcium ion binding. The record is from RefSeq and is a predicted model, not a curated record. The transcript is spliced from 11 exons. Gene Ontology annotation, cellular component: uniplex complex. The coding region runs from base 1 to 1662 and encodes 553 amino acids. Lineage: Eukaryota; Choanoflagellata; Craspedida; Salpingoecidae.